Molecule: messenger RNA, 288 nt
Organism: Brenthis ino (lesser marbled fritillary)
Lineage: Eukaryota; Metazoa; Arthropoda; Insecta; Lepidoptera; Nymphalidae
Source: the annotation of a GenBank genome assembly
AUGAACGUAUGUGUAAAAUCAGACUUAAAGAUAACGUCACCCCAAAUAGACCAUAUUUUGAUAGAUAGCAACAGCAUUGGCGAUUCUGAUAGUACCUGGCGAAUCUUAGGGAUGUUUUAUCUACGGCUGCUGGUGAGAUUUGGAUUUGAGGAAAAACUGAAGCGUAAUUACUGGUUUGAUGAUGAAUGUCAGAGGGUCACUAAUGAGAAAAGUGAUGCGUACAGUUUAAUGCAACAGAAGUACACUCGCAGGCGUAGAGAAGAGUAUAAGGAGCGAAGAAGACGGCUG